Molecule: messenger RNA, 3470 nt
Organism: Amoebophrya sp. A120
Lineage: Eukaryota; Dinophyceae; Syndiniales; Amoebophryaceae
Source: the annotation of a GenBank genome assembly
CAUUGUAUUCCAUUGCAUUGACCCAUGCAUUGCCUUGCUAUCUUGUGUUUUAUGGUAGCGGUUGUAUUUAUUCAUUGCAUUGCGCGACUUUCCCCACCACAAGCGGACUGAUUUAGGCGACGGCAUGGAUGUUUUCAAGGUGGUGCCCAAUUUCAGAGCGCGCGCUUUGCUUGAGUGCGCUGCCAGCACUGACGCACACGAAGGGGCCGCCCAGCCAGCAGCGGCCGGCCGUCGCAGCGCCUCCGGGGCGACGCUGCUCCCAACCUCCGCGCGCCCCGGCGCCACUUCUCUCGAAGGCUUUCGGAAAUUAGUUCCCAACCUCGUUCCCGAACACUCAUGUUAUGAAAAAAACGGAAACAAACUGCGGGGCGGUGUAGGUAGCAUCUCUGCGGAGUCCCUUGGAAUGGCCCAAGGCCAUGAAGAAUCAGGCUGGGAAGCAGCCAGCGCACGAGCUCGAGGGAGAACAGGCAGCUUUCUUCGGCAAGGCUGCCACGCUUUUCCUUCCGGGCUGCCAGGAGUGGGCCUCACACUCUUGCGCAUUGAAAGCAAAUUCAUUGCUUUCAAAUGCCCUGGAGGUAUUGAAAGUGAAUUAAGUACUUUUAAUGCCGUGCGUGGCAAUGGAAGCAAUUUGUUUGCAGUGCCAGUAUACUUCUGUAAGCAACUAGCCACGAAUGCUUCGCCUGUGGAAGUGUGAAACAAAAUCAAAUUAUUCCGCUAGACCGAAAAACAAAAAAAAGAGCCAGAACAGGAGCUCAAAAAUAAAAAAACGAAAAGCCAGGGCCAGAAGCAGCUCCGCCCCGUUUGCGGUUGCGGUUGUAAGCAGAUUUUGAUUGCGGUCGCAAGCAGUUUUUGCGGUUGUAAGGCAUAUGCGCGGCUGUGCUAACAGCUGUGAGCAGUUGUUGUGGCUGGAGUGGUUUUUGCGCCACUUUUCUGCAUACCGCGGCUGUCAUUCUUCGUGCCAAAUUGUGGGUAGGUCUCCACACGCGAGCAGAGUCCCUGGCUUUUGCACCCGAUGCAGGCACUGAGUGCCCAGAUCGUUUUGCUUAGGCUUGUUUGUUUCCCGCCAGCUCUUCAAGACUUUGAAAGCCUGGGGCGUCGUUCUUCCUUCCAGCGCCGCGCGCGCUUUUUUCAGCCAGCUUUGACGACCUUGCCUCGUAUUUUUGUUGCUUGUCGAAUUCAAAAGGUUUGCAAGUUCUGCUGUUGGCCCUCAUCUUCAAGCUUUGCCUUUCCUUGCUUCUGCUUUCAACUUCCACUUUUUGACUUUAGCCUUCACUUUUAGUUUUUGCCUUUGCUUUUAGUUUUUACCCGCAGCUUAGCAUUAGUUUUUAGCUUUUACUUUUCGUUUAUUUUUACUUUUAGUUUUUACUUUUACUUUUUGCUUUUAGUUUUUACUUUUUACUUUUAGUUUUCCCCCGGGAGCAAAGCCGGGCAAACAAGGCUCCAGGACGUCUCCACCGGACAACCCCGCUCCUGGGUAUGUGUGUGGCGCUCCUAAGGCCAUGAUUACCACACAUAGUUGCGACAGCUGAAGAUAUUGCGGCAGCUGCGAUAACACUAUGAGUCAGGCUGUUCAGGCACCCCCUGACGGCUAGGUGGGCCUGUUAGCGCUGUUUGUUUUCCUAGGUUCUUGUCGUAGUGUCCGCCGUCUGUAGUUUUUGCGCUCGUCCUCUCAUGCCUGCACACCCGGCCUUCGUUAGCGCUAGGCUGAUCCAGCGGUAUUUUUCUCGCUCCUUUCAACAUAUCUGCAGCACUAACCUUUCCUUAAGUGAAUGCGCUCUACUUGUUUUUUGGUGCUAUUCUUAAUGCUAACCCGGCGAGGCGCAAUGUAGAUUUACGCGUUUUUUAUUUUUUAACGUUCACCAUGCGAGUCCACACUUGGGGGUGGGUUCUUUUUCUCCUUUGAUUUCUGAACUUUGCUAGUCCGUAAGCAGAAACAGAAUCUCAUCUGGCAUAGUGAGCUGCCCCUGCUCGCUGCCCUUUGCAUGUGGGGGAUUGGCAGUAGAGUUGUGCCCGGGGAGGUGUAUGCUCACUUAGAUGCUAGCGUCCUAGCUAAGCGCCCGCUGGGUAUUGGGUGCCGAUGGUUCGCAGCUGUCCGCCGGACCUGGCUCGGGUUGGCGCUCAUUGCCGGAACAGCACGCGGGGAACGCUGAAAGGAGGGAAGCAAGUUGCGGAAUAAUUGUAUGGCCGUCACGACUUUAGUCUUAGCAAGGGAUAGACUUUUUUUCAGUGCCAGGGUACUGAAAGCGAUGCGUUUUCAAUAAAAAAGGUCGCUCGACAGCUUUCACACUCUAGCCGCUUGGAAAUGUGUUCCCAAGGUUUGUCGCAAAUCCUGGGAACACAUUUCUGCAAGGCCCCCACGUAAGGUUUGUGCUCUGGCCGGCACUAGGAGUAGGUCUGAAGAUCUCGCGCAACAUAAUCACACGUGGAGGCCUUAUAGAAAUGCGCUCCCAGGAUUUUCAGAAAUGUGCUCCUGGCAAUUGCUGACUGCGUUUCCAAUCACCUCAGUUAGACACAACUAAAAUCCUCCACGUGUUGAAGUGUGGCGAUUGGAGACGUAGUAGGCAAAUCCUAGGAGCGCACUCCUGUAAAGCCAGAAAGUCGAAGCUAUAGGCAAACGAGUUGGUCUGUGCUUCAAGGUAAGAAUACUCCCGCAGCAGCUUUUUCUUCCUGGCCUUCCAGAACGGUGUUCCUGAACUCAUGCACAGAACGAGCUCCCUGGAGCGCCUCACGCUUCCGCGAUGUUCCCAGCGAAGCCUGGGGCAGUAGCUCUCGCUUGCCGAGGCUUCUUUAGGAACGCCCAUCGGUUUUGCUUUCGGGCCGGUUGAGUUCUUUGCUCUGCUAGGGGCGAACGUUCUGCGAUCGAAACCACGAACCCCGCUCCUAGAAGAAGCUGCGUCCUCUUCUAGGGGCUCAGUUUCUAGCUGAGACCUUCCGGAUAGGGUCUCCGUCGAGGAUGUUUGCAGAGGGGGUCGGGAAAGAUUCGCGGAAAGUACCUCAGUCCCGAGCUAUAAAAGGUUCCACGAAAGGGCGUCGCGAAAGGGUCCCGGAAGGGGUUGCUCGUGAGACCCUCUCAAGCUUACACAUUUCUGAGAACAAAAGUUGUCUGCGCCUCCGCCUUGGCAGUGAAAGCAAAUUGCUUCCACCUCGUGGGAGCGGAAGCAGAUGGCCUUCACUUCAGCGGUCGCGAAAGCAAUUCUGUUCACCUCCUGGGUUCGAAAAGGCAAGAACGGUUCGACUCACAGGCCGAAUGAGUUUUUGUUUGUUUGUUGUUGUUUGUUUGUGUUUAUGCGUGAAGGUGGAAACGCGAUUACACACCUUUUCUCCUAGCGCUAUUUCAAGAAAAACCCCUGGUUGAAAAAAGACAAGAGAGAAAUAUUUCUUUAACUACAGCUGCUGAAAAACUAGAAGGACUCACUUUGAACUUGCUGAAAAAAGGGACGAGUUGUUUUUAGGUAAGGGAGAACUUGCAC